This is a messenger RNA of Triticum turgidum subsp. durum (durum wheat), 906 nucleotides long. Lineage: Eukaryota; Viridiplantae; Streptophyta; Magnoliopsida; Poales; Poaceae. The record is from the annotation of a GenBank genome assembly.
AUGCUAAUGUGCAAUGACACUGCAUUGUGGUUUCUCUGCAGAAUAUUUGUCAUGCCCUCGAGGAUGUGCCUUAGUUCAGUGCACAACACAAAGGGGAUAAUUGAUUCAAGCAACGCAACUUCAAAUCCAAGAUGGGAAACGAGCUAUUGUGCAAUGGAAUCCUUAUAUGAUAUAGACCUCAUAUCGAAGACUGUACCUGUUGUUUUGGACAAUCCGCGUUCAUGGUAUGGGAUAGUAUCAAGAAGUACAAAACUAGGAGAAGGAAACGUAGUGCACGUGCAAGGAGUUAGCAGAGAUGAACUCAAAGAUAAUCCACUUUACUCAGAUGCUCUUCUUGUAAACCGCACUGCAAGUCCUCUUGCUUGGUUUAUGGAGUGCAAGGAUCGGACCAAGCGUACCUCUGUGAUGUUACCAUACACUUUUCUGCCAACUAUGCCAGCUAGAAAACUGAGAGUUGCAGCACGUAAGAUAAAAGAGAUCCUUGGUGAAUAUGAUGCUAUUCAUGUCAGACGGGGUGACCUACUGAAGAAUAGGAAAGAUAGAUUUGGUGUUGAGAGGAGCCUUCAUCCUCAUCUGGACAGAGAUACCCGCCCUGAGUUCAUCAAAAGAAGAAUCGCAAAGUGGAUUCCAAAAGGUCGCACUCUUUUCAUUGCUUCAAAUGAAAGGACACCAGGCUUCUUCUCGCCUCUAUCAGACAGGUACAAGUUGGCAUACUCAUCUAACUUCAGUAGCAUAUUGGAGCCAAUAAUCGAGAACAAUUACCAGUUAUUCAUGGUGGAAAGGUUAAUCAUGCAAGGAGCAAAGACAUUUGUGAAGACAAUGAAAGAGCUGGAUAGUGAUCUUGCCCUCUGCGACGACCCCAAAAAGAACACCAAAAACUGGGAAGUACCAGUUUACACUAGAUGA